AUGAGGGCGACCAGCGCGAGGGGCGUCUUCGAGCAAGAACUUUUGAAAGUCACCUCCGUAUUAAAGCCCAAUUUCCUUUUUGGGCAUCUUGGGCACAUCACGGCAGAGAUUAGGAAGCUUGGAAGUACCGUGCACCCGGAUUACGCGUUAGAGAACAUAUGGAAAGCCCAUGGUCACCCCGAAUUCAUCUUCUUUGACACAAGGCCUCUCCAGUUUCCACUGCUGGUGGUCACCUCGCAUGAAAUUGCGGAGCAAGUCUCCCGAGCAAGUAAAACGCAGCCGUACAGCGUCGACAAAUCUCCUACCGUCCAGGAUGGGGUUGGCGGCUUGAUCGGGAAAUACUCUUUGCUCAGCGAAAACGGCGAGGUUUGGAGGGGGCUCCGCAAAACGUUCAACGCUGGAUUUGCGCCCCAGCAUUUGCACUCGCUACUUCCUGUCAUCGUCGACAAGACGUGCAAAUUCAUGGACAAGCUUGACGACCUGGCCAAGUCUGGCCUUGCAAUCGAGAUGGAGCCUUGCUGCACCAACGUGACUUUCGAUAUAAUGAGCCAAGUAAUUACCAACAUCGACUGCAAAGCACAAGCGGCAAAUGACGAAGCCCAUGCCAUCGUCCGCCAUUUCCGCACGCUCAAGGCUCUAUACAAUCAAGAGAGUGGUCUCACGGCCAAGUGGCUGAACCUGCCAAAGACCCUCGAGAAGUACAUUUGUACUAAACGACUAGAUGAUGCCAUCAAAAAGUGUGUUCUGGACAAGUAUGCAGAGGUCAAAGCCAACGAUAGCUUGGAACACAAGGCAACAAAGGAUUUAUCUGUUCUUGCGCUAGCACUUCGCGAUGUUGAAGAAAUGACGCCACACAUUUUGCAGUCCACAGCAGACCAGGUCAAGACCUUCUUGUUUGCUGGACACGAUACGACUUCCAUUCUACUACAGAGGUUGUUCUAUGCCCUCUCGAUACAUCCACAUUGUCUUGCAAAGAUACGUGCAGAGCAUGACGCCAUCUUCGGUGACGCCGAUCCACGCCAAGUGUUCCUUGCUCAGGCUGAUGAGACCAUGCAAGCACUCAAGUACACGUCUGCAUGUAUCAAGGAGGGACUGCGCCUUUGGCCUCCAGCAGGAUCAGCCCGUAUGUCACAUAAUGGCUUCAAGAUUCGCACAUCAGAAGGAGACGAUGUGUGCGUAGAUGGAACCAUCAUCUACAACUGCCAUUGGGUUAUUCAUCGGGACCCAAACGUGUAUGGGGAAACAGCAGAAGACUUUAUUCCAGAGCGAUGGUUUGGUAACGUCGAUACAGGCAGCGCCAUGGCAAACGAUGACGGCGUGUCAGUUGGAGACAGCAAGUUACCAAGCGGCGCAUGGAGACCAUUUGAACGAGGCCCACGCAACUGCAUCGGCCAGGAGCUUGCCAACAUCGAAGCGAGGAUAAUUCUUGCAUGCGUCAUACGACGUUAUGACUUUAUUAAAGUUGGGCUGGGCGAGGUUGAGACGGAUAGUGAGGGGAAACCUAUUGUAGAUAAAAAGGGAAAGUACAAGACGAAAUCGGAGUUGCUCAACAUAAUAUCUGUUACUGCUAAGCCCAUGGACCACACUGUAAUGCGUGUCAAGAUGCGUUGA
Molecule: messenger RNA, 1611 nt
Organism: Pyrenophora tritici-repentis Pt-1C-BFP
Lineage: Eukaryota; Fungi; Ascomycota; Dothideomycetes; Pleosporales; Pleosporaceae
Source: RefSeq, a predicted model, not a curated record